Molecule: messenger RNA, 769 nt
Organism: Populus euphratica (Euphrates poplar)
Lineage: Eukaryota; Viridiplantae; Streptophyta; Magnoliopsida; Malpighiales; Salicaceae
Product: gamma-glutamyltranspeptidase 2-like
Exons: 2
Coding region: 101-583 (160 amino acids)
Biological process (GO): glutathione catabolic process
Cellular component (GO): plasma membrane
Molecular function (GO): glutathione gamma-glutamate hydrolase
Source: RefSeq, a predicted model, not a curated record
AAGGAAAAAAAUGAAUUUACGUCCACUCAAAAUGUCAAAUGUUAAAUAUCUAAAAGAAUCUAGUGGACCGUGAAGGUCAAACAGAGCUACGACUCGGUUAAUGCUCUAUUCUGAGCAAAUGGACCAACACCACCCCACCAUCACAUGCAGAUUCAAUGCUUUCAAUGGCAGAAGAAUACAUUGUACUAUGCGAGACUUGUCAUCUUUGCCGUCGUUAUGGGCAAUCCUUCUGUUUUUCUUCUUUCUACUGUGCCCUGCUACUUCAAGCCUUCACAGUCGUCAGAGUGGUUCAACCAAAUUUAGACACCAAGCAGUAGUGGCACGCCAUGGUGCUGUUGCUACUGAUGAUGGUAGAUGUUCCAGAAUUGGGAUUGAUGUUCUUCGUGAAGGAGGGCAUGCUGUUGAUGCCGCUGUAGCUGCUUCUCUUUGUUUGGGAGUUGUGAGCCCAGCAUCAAGUGGCAUCGGUGGAGGAGCCUUUAUGAUUAUCAGACUUGCCAGCGGGGAGUUACAUGCCUAUGACAUGAGAGAAACUGCGCCAAUGCAAGCUUCUGAGGUACUGAGGAUUCUGACAAGUCUUUCCUAGAAUAUAUGUGAUAACCAUCUUGAGUACAGAAUAUCAACACAAAUAAAGGAAAACAUGUUGCAAUUUGUCACAUCAACAAAUGAAUAGUAAGAGGUUUUUCCUUCAUUUUUUUCAUUGAUUUGGCAGUAUUUUGGAGUAUGGUGAUUCCUUCCUCUCUCCAUCAUUUUCUUCUCAAUAGAUUGGUAG